AUGUCUUCCUCAACUACCCCUCAGGCUGGUAGCAGCACGAAACGCUCUACAUCUGGUACUCGCAGACCCAUAUCACGACCAACGACUCCUCUGCGACCCUCAUCUCGAUCAUCUCUACGCGAAUCUGGCAAAGCAAGUCUUGGAGGCGCAUCAGAUGCCCCCAUCGAAGCAUUUGAGCCUGCGUUUGCAGAGCUGUCGGAUUCGAUGGCAGAUCUAGAGGCGAACUUUAUGCAUUUGCAAUUGAUGCAUGAGAGUUUGGCUAGAUUCAGUGAGAACUUUGCGAGUUUCUUGUAUGGGUUGAAUAUGAAUGCUUUUUGUGUGGAUUUCCCAGAGGCUCCUAUACCGGAUUCUUUUCGUAGAGCUCGUGAGCAAGAGGAACAACAUGGUAGGCCACGUAUAGUCAAUUCAGACUUCACUUGUUAA
Molecule: messenger RNA, 423 nt
Organism: Mollisia scopiformis
Lineage: Eukaryota; Fungi; Ascomycota; Leotiomycetes; Helotiales; Mollisiaceae
Exons: 2
Coding region: 1-423 (140 amino acids)
Biological process (GO): mitotic sister chromatid biorientation
Cellular component (GO): mitotic spindle pole body; mitotic spindle; DASH complex
Source: RefSeq, a predicted model, not a curated record